Molecule: messenger RNA, 2337 nt
Organism: Neltuma alba
Lineage: Eukaryota; Viridiplantae; Streptophyta; Magnoliopsida; Fabales; Fabaceae
Product: probable LRR receptor-like serine/threonine-protein kinase At3g47570
Exons: 1
Coding region: 1-2337 (778 amino acids)
Biological process (GO): protein phosphorylation
Molecular function (GO): protein binding; ATP binding; protein kinase activity
Source: RefSeq, a predicted model, not a curated record
AUGGCCACUAGCUCGGAGACUGACAGGCUUGCUUUGCUUUCUCUCAAGGAUAAGUUCACCAAUGGUGCUCCAAAAGCUCUACCUUCAUGGAAUGAUUCUAUCCAUUUCUGCAAAUGGCAAGGCGUUACAUGCAGUUAUCAUCACAUGAGAGUCUCAGCUUUGAACUUGACAAAUCAAAAUUUUAGAGGCAUUGUUGCACCAGUAUUAGGUAACCUAACAUUUCUUAAACUACUCAAUCUUUCGUAUAAUGAAUUGCAUGAUCAAGUUCCCAAACAAAUUGCCCAUCUAAGACGACUGCAGUUUCUUGAUUGGAGUAAAAAUCAUCUUGAGGAAGAAGUGCCUACAGAGUUGGCCAACUGUUCUAAACUCAUGCAGAUUUUCUUCUGUUACAAUAAUUUGAUCGGUGAAAUUCCCCCAUGGUUUGGAUCUAUGCGACAACUUAUAGAGUUGAGACUCAGUGAUAAUAAAUUUCAUGGGAAUAUUCCACCUUUCUUGGGAAAUCUUUCAUCCUUGGAGUGGUUGGCUCUUUCAUAUAAUAAUUUGGAAGGAAGUAUACCUCAAUCCCUAGGAGGGCUUUCAAAUUUGCGGUUGCUCUAUCUUGGUGCCAAUAAUCUUUCUGGUAUAAUCCCGUCUUCACUUUACAAUCUUUCUCGCAUGGAAUUUUUAGAUUUUCCUUUCAACUCCUUGUCUGGAACUAUUCAAUCAAAUAUUGGCCUUGCUUUCCCAAAUCUUCGAGGGUUUAAUGGAGGACACAACAUGUUGAUGGGAACUAUUCGAGCUUCAUUAUCCAACAUCUCUCAAUUGCAAUUAUUUGCAAUAUAUGAAAAUGCUUUCAGUGGCCUAGUCCCUACCUCUUUGGGAAGACUACAGAACCUUAAGGAUUUUGUGAUUUACACAAAUAAUUUUGGGAUUGAAAAAGGUCAUGACCUAGAUUUCCUCUCAUCCUUGACAAAUUGUAGUCAAUUGCAUUCAAUGGUGGUGUCAGAAAAUAAUUUUAGUGGUGUAUUGCCUAAUUCAAUUGGGAAUCUCUCUUCCCAGCUUGAAAUGCUUUAUUUGAAUUUCAAUCAUAUCUUUGGAAGCAUACCUAAUGAGAUUGGUCAAUUAGACGGAUUACUUACCCUUAGUUUCAAAGGUAACUCUCUUCAAGGAACAAUUCCACAUUCUAUUGGAAAGCUUGAAAAUCUUGGAAAGCUAUACCUACACCAAAAUCAAUUAGCUGGUAGAAUUCCUGAUAUCUUUGAAAAUCUUACUAAGUUGAUUGUCCUUUCAUUGUAUGACAAUAAUUUUGAGGGAACAAUUCCAGUAAGCCUGAAACAUUGUAAAGGUUUGCAAUUCUUGUACAUGGAUCAAAAUAACUUCAGCUGCACCAUACCAAAUCUGACUUUUGGUCAUCUAGAAAGCUUAAUAUAUCUUUACAUGUCUUCCAAUUCCUUGAUUGGUCCCAUUCCUUCUGUGAUUGGUAACAUGACGCAAUUAGUGAGAUUAUAUAUGAGUGAAAACAAUUUUUAUGGUGAUAUUCCGACCGAACUUGGGGAAUGCUUAGAAUUAACAGAUCUUGAUAUGAGCGGGAACUUCCUUCAAGGAAGUAUCCCCUCAUCCUUUAGUUCAUUAAAAUCCCUCAUCAGAUUAGACCUUUCCAAUAAUAACUUGUCAGGCACAAUCCCUCGACAACUAAAAGAUUUUCCAAUAUUGGAGACUUUGAACCUAUCCCACAACCAUUUUUAUGGUGAGGUUCCAAAAGGAGGAGUAUUCGAUAACAUCACAGCUAUUUUACUCGCGGGAAAUGAGAAGCUUUGUGGUGGAAUACCUCAAUUAAAGCUGCCUAAAUGCCCAAGUAAGUCUAAGAAGCAUUUCAAAGUUAUAAUCCUUAUCAUUGUGAUAAGCAGUGGUGCUCUUGCUUGUUUUGCAAUUUGCCUAAUCAUUUGCAUGAGAAGCAAACAUAAAAAGUUGUCUUCUUCCACAUCUUCCCCACCAAAUGCUCAGUUGAGGAUUUCUUAUAAAGAGUUGCAUGAUGCAACUAAUGGAUUUUCAUCAUCCAAUUUGGUUGGUGUAGGAAGCUUUGGUUCUAUAUAUAAAGGAACUCUUCAGCACUUUGAGAGUUUUAUUGCUGUAAAGGUGCUAAAUUUGCAAGCACAUGGGACAACAAAAAGUUUCAUGACAGAAUGCAAAACUAUUAGUAAAGUCCAUCAUAGGAAUCUUUUGAAGAUUCUAACUACAUGUUCAAGUGUUGAUUACAAAGGCAAUGAUUUUAAGGCCCUUGUAUUUGAGUUCAUCCCUAAUGGGAGCUUGGAGAAUUGGUUAUCAGUGAAUGAACUUGGUGAACGUAGAGAUUUAUAG